CAUACUCAGUUGCCUCUUGGUCAGGGGAGAGAGUAGCGGGCCCCGACGUUCCACACACUCCUCCACGGGGCGUGACUUGUGGAUACACACAGCCCAAGUCGGGGGUAAACAGCGUGAUCGAACAAACACAAACUUUUUUUAUAGUCUACCUGUAUCCAACGGCAUGAGUCGGUGUUCGUAAACUUGCUAAUAUCCGAACAGUAAACAAACUUUGUGUGUGUGUUCAUUUGGGUCUUGACCGCGAACUGUCACUUCAAGACGAGCGACAGUUCGGCUGACAGCGACUUGACAAGAAAAGGCAAAACAAAUUGUCUUGAAUCACCUGUGUUUCGGAGCAAACACAAACACAAAACGCCUGAAGGAAAGCCGUUAUUAACACCACAACGGUAAACAGGAGCGCGAGGAUGGCUCUCUGGACCUGUCAUCAGCUGCUGCUGCUGCUGCUAGUGACAGCUGUGGGCGUGGCCAGGGCCGGCAGCGAUCACAACGCCAUCGGCGAAGAGGGGAAGGCUUCCCCUCUCACCCUACAGGAGGACAAGGAGCACCUCGAGGCCGCAGAGGUGGACACGAACCUCACGGUUCCCAUCUGCUGCGGGCCUGACCAGAUCUUCAACCUCACCGCUAUGGGCUGUGAGGUCGCCAUCGACAAGCCUCACAUUUCCUUCCAUUAUGAGGAUGGACGGCCCGUCGAGUACCAGUUUGCCUACAACGUGCGAAUUGGCUUCCCUAACUGCACAUCCUACAGCCUACAGCCGCAGGUUGAGCCCGAGGACUCCUUCCACCUUCUGCCGGAUGGACAGCUGCUGGUUCCUUCGAGCGACAACCGCAGACUACCCGGCGAUCAGUUUUGUCUGCUGGCGACUGACGACCAGAUGGAGGCCAUUGUCUGCUUCCCGGAAAUGGUGAGAACGAAGGAGUCGAGCUUCGACCGGGUGGUGUACCAGACCCUCUAUCCUGUGGGACUGAUCAUCUCGGCGAUAUUCCUGAUUGUGACGCUCUUCGUGUACUGCAUGGUGGUGGAGCUCCGGGACCUGCUGGGGCGCUGCCUCAUGUGCAGCAUCCUUGCUCUCUGCAUCGCCCAGGUCUCCACCGUCAUCGUCCAGAUGGCCACCCUCGUCCUCCCCACCACCGCCUGCGUCUUCAUGGCUGUGAUGAUGCAUUUCUGGUACCUGGCCGCCUUCCUCUGGCUCAACGUCAUCUGCUUCAACGUCUUCCUCACUAUAUGGUGGAAGAGCGAGACCUACGGUAAGAUCAGCAAAUGGUUCCCAAUCUUCUCAGCCUACGGGUGGGGCGUGGCCCUGCUCAUCACCUCCCUCGCCGUGGCCAGGGACUUCUCUGAGGGCCUUGACCAGUCCGGUCUUCCCAAGCCCAACUUCGGCCAAGCCAGGUGCUGGUUCUCAGGUGAUGAUGCCCUGAUCAUCUUCUUCUAUGGGCCCACGUCUGUUGUUCUGGGCAUUAAUGUAUUGCUCUUCUGUGCCUCUGCCUACAAGCUCUGCUCACUCAACAAAAGUUCUGAUGCCAGGCUUUUUCAGUUCAGUUUGUACCUAAAGCUGUUUGUGCUGAUGGGAGUGACCUGGAUAUUUGAAGUCAUUUCAUACUUUGUUCAGCGGAAAACCAAAGACCCCAAGACUAACUAUGUUUGGUUGGUAUUCGACAUGAUCAACAUCAUGCAGGGCCUCAUAAUCUUUUUGGUGUUUGUGUGUCGUCGCGCUGUGCUGAUAAGGGUGAGCGAAGUCUUUUGUGGGGUAAGCUAUACGAAGAAGAAAUUUCCCUCCUAUUAUCAAAAUACAGAUGCUGACCUACCCAGUAACGAGAUUAAACACUCGGUUAUUUGAAGGAUCAGCCAGAGCUGUUGUAUAGUUCGCCUUGAGAUCAAGGAGGCAACAUCUGCGUCACCACACCAGAGGUGAUAAUACUUGAUAGAUGAUGUUGCUAGUUCUGCCAAGUGCCUCAGAUGAGAAAGUCUGAGGUACUGUGAAGAUGUUGGUGCAUUUAAUUCAUGAUAUGCAUGCAUAUCCGGAUAAAUGUUGCAUCAUCAAACUCAAACUCUGGUAAAAGUUGUACCAUAAAAUGCAUAUCCAUACUGGUAAAUGUUGCACUAUAAGAUGCAGAAAACAUUACCAAUUUGUAUGCUGAUGUUUUCUAUUACCCAAAGAAAAAAUCAAAAUCAAUGUUUCCAGCAGGGGAAAAAUAUUACCUGUCUCAUGGAAAUGGCACUGUGUGCUAUUAUACUAUAUUGUAUUCAGAUAUGAAGUCACUGCUGUCUUAAGAGUUGCUGUUAUGGAUAUACACAAAGGCUUUCAUAAUUCCAUACUAUUAUGCAGUAAAUUUUCCUUCAUAUUAAUAAUAAAUUGUUACAUGAUAAGUAUUUUUAGACAUUUUUUUAACUGGAAUUAGAACCCUAGCAUUAUACACUGAACAGUGUUAAUAAAGUAGGCAAGAGAUAUUGCUGAAGAUAUGCUUGCUUUAUUUGCAUAUUUAUAAUAAAUGCAGUACUGUAGCACAAUUUUUGUACAACAAAUGAACGAGAAACUCUCCACUCUGUAAGUAACAAUCUGCUUUAUGGAUUAUACAUGUAAUCCAAAGUAAUUAAUUGAAACAUGUGCAUGUAACUAAAACAUGUCUUCUUUCAAGAAUUAAGUGCCAAUGUUUAAAUUUAAGUUAAUUUUCCAUCUCUCUCUCUUCUACAGUGUAACUUCAAAUAGAGUUCACUACUAUAUUUAUUUAUUUAUCUAUAACUAUCUAACUAACCUGGCUAUAGUUCUUCAUUGCAAGAUAUUUUAAGCUUUAACAGUUGUCAUGGAUCAAAAUUAUUAUUGUAACAUAGCAACUUGAACUUGUAUAAUAAACAUCACUUUUUUUAAGGAUAAAUUUUCAACAUUACUGAACUCUUAAAUAGACUACAGUAUACUGUACCUGUUUUUUAAGUGAGAAGACAUUUAAUAGAUAAUCCAACUAUAGAAAGUACUGUAUAUAAUUAAUUUUUAUUCAUGGAGUGCAGUCAGCUAGAGGCUUCUUAUUUUUUACUUUCCAUAUUGUUGAAGAUCAACUUUCCAAUUGAAGUUUGUAAUAUACAGACAAAACAAAAUUCUGUUGUACAUACUAUUUAUAAUAAAUUUUUUAUAAGUAUUAUUACUACCUAAUUAAAAACCAAAAUAACCAUAAAUUUGUUGGGCAAAAGUGUAUAACAAAGAAAAUUACAAAAAAUUAUGAGUACUGGGUAAAUGAAUACAUUCAGUAGAAAGGUAUGUUCUUAAGAGCAAAACUGGUGCAUUAUAGAACCAAUUAAAAGCAAAGUUUCAUGGAAGAUAUCAUGAAUGAUGGGCAUGGUGUACUAAUGUAAUGUGUUGGAUGCAAGGCAUUAGUCAUGGGUAUGAUCUCUAAGGGUGAGUUGCAAAGACUUAAUUAUACUACUAUCUUAUAAUGAAGGCAGAGUUGUUCUGCUAUGUUUGGAAAAACAUUAUUCCACAACAUAGUAACACUAAUGUAGACCUAUGUGCAUCCCUGUCCUUUUAUAUUGUUAAUAGCCUAUUUCAUUCCUGAAGCUUAACUAUAAACUGGGAUAAUAAUGAUACAGUAUUUCAAGUUAUGUCUAUGUGAAGAAUGUAUUUUUAAUUAACCCGCAGCAAAUUAGAGAACCUUGGUUCCAUUUCAGAGCACUCUGAUAUGGCUGUUGCUCUCACCUGAUCUUAAGAAACUUGUAACAAAAGGGAAAUAUUCAGAAUGCUUGAAUAUUCUUGUGACAAGACUUGGGACACAUGAUCAGUGAUCGUGUCUCAAGGAUUACUCAGAAGAUUUUUGUGUACAAGGUUAUUAUAUAGAGUAGUAAUUCAUGUACAAGGUCAUUAUUAUAUUGCAGUAAUGCAUGAAGGUUCACUUAAAUAUAUAACCUUCACUUUAUUAUUUAUAUUUAUUUAAAUUUUUUAAUAGUGUUAAUAUGAAUGUUUUUGUUUAUUAAAUAUCAUUUAUGGAAAUCCAUAGUCAUUUGCAUUCAACCAAUUUCUCAUUUUGUUUUGCAGUACAGUACAGUAAUUCAAACAUUUUAUUGCCAAGGCAUUUUAAAUGCUUUUAAAGUGAUGAUUCUUUUGAAGUAGCAUUUGAAAAGUUGUCAAAGAACAACAUACAGUUUAACUACUAUAAAAGUGCAGCAGUCACUUUUGAGAAAAGUGAGCAUAUUCACUUUUCUAUAAAAAAAAGUAUCGAGAAAAAAUUCAGAUUUAAUUAUUAAAUAAUUAUGAGGAGGUAGAGAUAAUUAAGGAAACCAAGAGGCACUAGUGAAUAUUCAGCCAAAUGCAAACACAAAUAUAAUGUUGCAGAAAAGUUUUUUUUUGUUUUUUAUUACUUUCUUUCUGUUCCGUGAACAAUCAGGGAUAAACUGCCUGAAAAACUACGUAAAUACCCCUUCUCUAUUAGGGUCUGUGAGGCACACAAGUUUUCUCUUAAAUAUUUUAACUAGAGCCUCUAAUUUCCAGUUUUUGUGAGAGUUGCAGGAAUGUAACCUUGCUGAUGAUGUAAAAGUUUACUGUAUAUUUCUCAAUUACACAUACUGUUCUGUAUAGUAUCAUAAAAGGUAAUUCUGAUGUGUAAGUGAAAAUAAUUGAGUCCUUUCUUUUAAAAUCAUGUUCACUUAAUAAAGUUCACUAAAUAAAAUGUGUGCCUGUACAAAUUUUGUAUAUAGAUAUAGAUAUACAGUAUUUUUUUUUUAAACUUAGAAGGCGUACCACCUCUGGUGCAAGUGUAGGGACCCAGAGCCUCAGAGAAGAAAAUAAAGAGUACUCAGAGAUAUAUAAGUGAUUAAAUAAAUACUUCUUAGUGAGUUUAUCUUUCUUGUAUUAUCUUUACAGUGUACCUGCAUAUUACAAAUAAAAAUCAUUUGGCUAAAACAUGUAUAUGAAGUAUUAAACCUUUGAGUUUGGUCACUGAGAAAAAAUUAUGCUUCAAUGAUCAAACACAAAUUUAUUAUACAGUAACUUCAAAUGUUAAGGCAUAAUAUAAUUUUUAUGUUAAUAAUAGUAAAGAUUUUAUGCACUGAUAAUGUACAUAUCAUUGCGUAGUACAAUACACAGCUAAUAAUUGUACAAUUUAUUGUGAAAGUUGGAUGACGAUACGAGAGAUGACUUAAUUUAGUGGGUGUUAUCUGUGUGUAUAUUGUCAGUGUUGAGUGAAGUGUCACAUUAUCUGAGGGUGAAGAUGACCUUCAAUAAUCUCUUACCAGAUGAUCUGAGCAUGAUUCCUCUUGUCUUGAGAAGUCAGAUUGCAAUUCCUGCGCCUUGAUGUUCCCAUAUAUUGUAUGCACCAUGUAUUAGAAAAAAAGAAAGUUAGUUCAUCAAAGCACAGAAAAUUAGUAUGCACUGUAUUUUAAUUUCAAAAAUUGUCUUGAAACCUUAAUGUAAAAAAAAAAAAUCAUUGUGAUGCUGACAUAAAUCUUUAGAAAUGAGUCGUGUCUGUCGGGUCCCAUUGCUCCUAAGCAUGUUUUAUAUGAGAUCAUUUUUGUGCUGCGGUUUGUUAUAAGUUGCAUAUAAAUUACACAUUUUUAUA
Messenger RNA from Procambarus clarkii (red swamp crayfish), 5538 nucleotides. RefSeq names its product G-protein coupled receptor Mth2. Gene Ontology annotation, molecular function: G protein-coupled receptor activity. Gene Ontology annotation, biological process: G protein-coupled receptor signaling pathway; cell surface receptor signaling pathway. Lineage: Eukaryota; Metazoa; Arthropoda; Malacostraca; Decapoda; Cambaridae. The record is from RefSeq and is a predicted model, not a curated record. Gene Ontology annotation, cellular component: membrane.